AUGCCGGCUACGAGUUCAGAGGCAGAUGUGAUAUUCAACAGAGCCAACGUUGCUCUCGCGAGAAGCCAGAGACUGAUCGCAUCCUGGCUGCCGCCUAAAACCGCUGAUGAAACAGCCAACGCAAAGUCUGAGGAAGAGCUCCAGAAGGAGGAAGAUGAGAUAUUCACGGCAGUUCCAGAGAAACUCGGCCUGGGAGCUCCUCUUCCUCAGAAAGAAGCUGACGGCAGUAUCAAACGAACUGAACUCAGCUCCAACGACAAGCUCCGGAAGCAUCUAUUAGGGAAAAACUUUCAAAAGGCCGAAGCGUCAAGGCUGAAGAAUGCAAGCACUCGAACCAAGCAGGCAGGCCCUGCUCCCAGCCAUAAAAAUGAAAUAAUCGAGGAGAGUGACGAGGAAGAUGGCAGGUCGGCGUUGGGUAAAGGCAAGAAAGGAAAGAAAGCUGAUAGUCAGCCGCCAAUUUCCUCGGGGACGGACUCCGGUAGAAAGAAGAGGACCAGCAGUUAUUUGGACGAGGUUCUAUCCCAGAGAAAAGCGAAGAAAGGGAGAAAGUGA
Molecule: messenger RNA, 552 nt
Organism: Nannizzia gypsea CBS 118893
Lineage: Eukaryota; Fungi; Ascomycota; Eurotiomycetes; Onygenales; Arthrodermataceae
Exons: 2
Coding region: 1-552 (183 amino acids)
Source: RefSeq, a predicted model, not a curated record